Rotaria sordida is the source of this 216-nucleotide messenger RNA. NCBI's taxonomy places the organism in Eukaryota, Metazoa, Rotifera, Eurotatoria, Philodinida, Philodinidae. The record is from the annotation of a GenBank genome assembly.
AUGUUAUCAAUUCAACCUUCUGCACCGGUAUUACCUCGUGUCAUUAAACUUUUUCAUCAUAGUCGUCGUCGUCGUCGUCAACAUCGAUCCUUUCAAAAUCAUCUGCGACGCCGUUCAUCGAAGACUAAAAAUCAGCCAAGCAUCACUAUUCGUUCAAGAAUUCGUCCAUUAUUAAAAGUUCAUCCCAAGAACGAUGAUAAGGUGUUGGGCUAUUAA